Molecule: messenger RNA, 1682 nt
Organism: Mercurialis annua (annual mercury)
Lineage: Eukaryota; Viridiplantae; Streptophyta; Magnoliopsida; Malpighiales; Euphorbiaceae
Exons: 8
Coding region: 102-1553 (483 amino acids)
Biological process (GO): box C/D snoRNP assembly
Cellular component (GO): nucleus
Molecular function (GO): RNA binding
Source: RefSeq, a predicted model, not a curated record
GGGGUUUAAUUAGUUAAAGCUUAAACCCUAGCUACUCUUCUUCCUGCGAAUAUUUUGUUGCAGAUUGUGAAUUUUUGUUAGCUGAAAAUCAAAGAAAAACAAUGCAUAAUCAGCAACAACAACACAGUAACUGUAAUGGCACUGCUCCUAUCACUUCUCAACAGAUUUUUGCAGCAAAUCCUGCACUAGCAAAUUUAUGCAAUUUGUUAACAAAUUCUAUGCCUAUGCCAAUGCAAAUGCAAAUGCAAAUGCAACCUCAACUGCCUCCGGUUCCUUUCAAUAAUUCCAAUAUGUAUCAACCUCCUGCUUUUGCUAAUCCUCAUAUGUUUGUCAAUCAGUUCAAUCCGCAAUGCCCGCCUUUUCCCUUUAAUUUCUCCAAUUUCCCUCAAAAUAUGGCUACUCCUAAUUUACACAAUCCGUAUUCGGGUUUGCCUAUUCAAAAUCCCAACUUCUUUGCUCUUGGAAACCAACCCAACCCAACUCAGCAAUUAAAUGGAAGCAUGUCCCAAAUGCCGCCUAUGCAUAACUCGCAGCAUGCUGCCUCGUUUAACCACCAGGAUUAUCCUAUUAAUAAUGGUCAGAAUACUGCAUCCAGUUCCAAUUGGAAGAAAUUUCCAAACAAAGACUUCAAAGAUAAUCAAAAGCAAGAGGCGUCACCACCGGGACACUACAAGACUCAAUUUCAGCAUAUGAAUAACGGAAAGAGGAAGUUUGGCGAGCACAGGGGUAAAGGGAACGGCUAUGAGAGGGAGCCAAAAUUCAGGCCCAAUAAUAAUUCUAGUGAUGUGACUAAGCAAGUAAAGGAACCGAAAAGGUCUAUUGCAAGGAUCUAUACGGAACAAGAAAUCAAACAAUGGUGUGAAGAGCGUAAGAAAAACUUCCCCUCAAAAGCUAACUUGAAGAAGAGGGAGAUACUAACAGACUCUGGGGUCAUUGAUAAGGAAGCUAAACUUCGUCGAGAGCAACUUAAAGAGAUUCUGGCAAAGCAAGCUGAGUUGGGAGUUGAAGUUGCAGAAAUACCAUCACACUACCUAUUAGAUUCCGAGAAACAGGUAAAUGAAAAGGAAGACAAAAGGUGUAUGUCAAAACGGGGGAGAUUCCGAAAGAAGCAUGAUAGAAGAGGAAGACAUAACAAAAAGGAUAAGUUAGCAGACAAGGAUUCGUCCAACAUUAAUUCAUUCAGCCAGCGGAAACCAACACUCUUGCAGAAACUUCUGAGUGCAGAUGUAAGGAAAGAUAAACUCCGCUUGCUGCAGGUUUUUAGGUUCAUGGUUAUCAACUCUUUCUUUGAUGAUUACCCAGAGAACACUCUGAAAUUUGAUUCAGUGUCUGUUAAGGAAGAUGAAGUAGUUGCAGAAGAGCCAUCAAUUGCAGGGAAGGAUAUUUCUAACGUUAGCGACAAAACAAGAGUCGAAAAUGCUUGUAUUGUUGGUGAUAAUGACGAUAGUGAUAAGCAUGAGGUUCAAGUAGAUGAAGGGACAUGUUUUGUCCGAGGAAAAAGUCAUGUGGAUCAAAAUGACAUCAAGGAAGAAGAAGGAGAAAUCAUCGACUAAGAUUGCUUCUUCCUUUCAGUUUUUUUUGGUUGUGUUUGGUGUUCAUAAGUUAUAUGUAUGUUCUAUUGCUUUGGUAUUAUAAAUAUCCUGAUUCUGAAUUUUUAUAAUCUUAAGUUUACUAUUUUCUCA